AUGAGCAGUGGUACAGCAGGGGCUCCGGUACUUUCUAAUAAUUCUGCAAGUUCUGAAGGGAAGGUGAAAUCUGGUAAUGCUUCCGGUGAUGAGUAUCUUUCACAAGAGGAGGAAGUUUUUGAUGGUAACGAUAUUGAGAACAAUGAAACCAAAGUGUAUGAAGAAUCUUUAGACUUGGAUUUAGAACGUAGCAAUAGACAAGUCUGGUUAGUUAGACUCCCAAUGUUUCUAGCAGAGAAAUGGAGGGAUAGAAAUAACUUGCAUGGUCAAGAAUUGGGCAAGAUUAGAAUAAACAAGGAUGGUAGUAAAAUCACGCUUCUUUUGAAUGAAAAUGAUAACGAUUCUAUACCGCACGAAUAUGACUUAGAGCUUACAAAAAAAGUGGUAGAAAACGAAUACGUUUUCACUGAGCAAAAUUUAAAGAAAUACCAGCAACGUAAAAAAGAGUUGGAAGCUGAUCCUGAAAAGCAAAGGCAAGCUUACUUAAAAAAACAAGAACGUGAGGAAGAACUCAAAAAGAAGCAGCAGCAGCAAAAACGUAGAAACAAUCGAAAGAAAUUUAAUCACAGAGUCAUGACAGAUAGGGACGGUAGAGAUAGAUACAUUCCGUAUGUUAAAACUAUUCCAAAAAAAACCGCCAUUGUAGGUACCGUGUGUCACGAAUGUCAGGUUAUGCCAUCAAUGAAUGACCCUAAUUACCACAAAAUUGUUGAGCAGAGAAGAAACAUCGUCAAACUCAAUAAUAAAGAAAGAAUUACAACUUUGGAUGAAACCGUUGGUGUGACGAUGAGCCACACGGGUAUGUCUAUGAGAUCAGACAACUCCAAUUUCUUGAAGGUAGGACGCGAGAAAGCCAAGAGUAAUAUCAAAUCUAUUCGUAUGCCAAAGAAGGAAAUUUUGGACUAUCUGUUCAAAUUGUUUGAUGAGUAUGACUACUGGUCUUUGAAGGGACUAAAAGAACGUACUAGGCAACCUGAAGCUCAUUUAAAGGAAUGUUUAGACAAAGUCGCCACUCUUGUAAAGAAGGGCCCAUAUGCAUUCAAGUAUACUCUAAGACCAGAGUAUAAAAAGUUAAAAGAAGAGGAAAGAAAGGCAACUUUAGGUGAGCUGGCUGAUGAGCAGACAGGAUCCGCUGGAGAAAACACACAAGGAGAUGUCGAAGCUGAUUUGGAAGAUGAGAUAGAAAUGGAAGAUAUCGUUUAG
Saccharomyces mikatae IFO 1815 is the source of this 1203-nucleotide messenger RNA. It is a transcript of the gene TFG2, whose product is annotated as transcription factor IIF subunit TFG2. The record is from RefSeq and is a predicted model, not a curated record. Gene Ontology annotation, biological process: transcription by RNA polymerase II; transcription initiation at RNA polymerase II promoter. Gene Ontology annotation, cellular component: transcription factor TFIIF complex. Bases 1 to 1203 code for a protein of 400 amino acids. The transcript has a single exon. Lineage: Eukaryota; Fungi; Ascomycota; Saccharomycetes; Saccharomycetales; Saccharomycetaceae.